ACAAGAUGGCGGAAGCGUGCGGGCCGAGUGCGGCUCCUUUUAAAUAAGAGAAGCCGGCGGGUCGGAGGGAGGCAGUGGGCGGCCGUGCGGAUGGGGGACGCUCCUCACCGCUGCCUCUGAGUCAGAUCCAGACGGGCGCUUUCGGCCGAGGGCUGCUCGACUUCCCUCUUUCCCACCCCCCCCCCCCCCCAUCUCCGCGGCGGUGUGUGGGUGGCGGCUGCCCGCCCGCCCGGAGACAGAUGAUGAAGAUUAAGGACAACCAGACGCGGACUUACGACGGCGAUGGCUACAAGAAGCGGGCGGCGUGUCUGUGCUUCAAGAGCGACUGCGAGGAGGAGGUGCUUUUAGUCAGUAGUAGUCGCCAUCCAGACCAAUGGAUUGUGCCAGGAGGAGGAAUGGAACCAGACGAGGAACCAGGCAGUGCAGCUGUGAGAGAAGUAUAUGAAGAGGCUGGAGUGAAAGGAAAGUUGGGAAGAUUACUGGGGAUAUUUGAGAACAGAGAUCGAAAGCACAGAACCUACGUGUACAUCCUCAUAGUGACAGAAAUUCUAGAGGAUUGGGAGGAUUCUGUUAAUAUUGGAAGGAAAAGAGAAUGGUUUAAGGUUGAAGAUGCCAUUAAGGUUUUGCAGUGUCACAAACCAGUGCAUGCAGAGUACUUGGAAAAGCUGAAACUGGCUUGCUCAAGCACGAAUGGAAACUCUGUCGUCUCCACACUCUCAGGUGACACGGCGACUUUGUAUGUGACCUCUUCCCAACCUUCAGGGAUGCCAGCUGACCUCCGAUGAAAUGGACAUUGAUGUGGCCUUGCUGCUCGUGCAGUCAGCUAACAAAAUGCAUUCUGCUUUUGAAAGCGGAGUGCUCUAGUUUAGAUUGUAUAUGUAUAAAUACUUUUGCAUGAAUACUUGCAGUGUUGAUAUACUUUUUAUAUGUAAAAUAGUGUUGAAAACCAAAGCCAUACAUUGAUUUAUGUUAGCAUCAUUUUGUUAGACGUGCCUUUCAGGCUACUAAGUGUUUUAAGAUUGCAUUGCACAGGAGAGUGUCUUUAAUCCUGUUUCAAUUUUAAUAUGCCACAGAUGUGAAAAUUACUUUCUCCAUUGGUGCUUUACAAUGGUAAUGUGGUAGCUGAUGAAUGUUUUCCAUUAAGUUCUGAAAAAUGCUCAGAAGAAACACUGAAAUAGCCACUAAGUGAUUGCUCAACACUCAAUUGCGAAAUUAAUGCCUUGAGAAAUGAAUUGCCCAUUUUGAACUAUUUGGAUAACUGAUUUGGAAGUGCCCAAAUCAUUAAGUGAUGCUUGAAUUCAACUUGAUCUGAUGCAGCUAUAGACUUUCAUUUCCAGGCCUCACUGAACUGCAGUUGAAAAUAUGAAUGUCCCCAGCAAUUGUUUGCUAUGUAAAUCUCAAAUCUAUUACUAAUUUUAAAGCAGCUAGAUUGGCUUUUGUAUCAAAUUUGUAACUUUUCCACUUCAUACACCAUGUUCUCUCUUGCAAUGUGUAGAUUUUCUUGAUUUUUCCUCCUGCUUAUUCUUCUGGUUUUUGUUUUCUUUUUGCAUUCUUCUCAAACCAGUUGUCCCUUUACCAAAAUCACCAUGCUUGGCCAGAGUUUCUGCUUACUCUUGAAGUGCAGUUUGUCUUUAUAAAUGUACUCAGCUCCUUGAGUGAAAGAACUGUUGAUCUAUUAUGUAGUGGAUGCUUCAAAAGAUGAAUGAAAUCUAAUUAUUGCCUGUGCAAAAUUUUGAAGUUCUUCCAAAAUAUUGCUAUUCUGAACACUUCAAUUCCCUUUCAUGUGUCCAUUUAAUUUUAUAUGCUUGCAAGUUUUUAUUUGAUGUGUUUGUACCUUGCUGAUUGAAAAAGGGUGGUGGUCUGUUUUAUAUGAAGUAGCACUCCAGGAGACUCUAGAUUUGCCAAUUGGACUAAGAUUGGCUAGGGUGGCUUGGCAGGAUUUGCAAAUAGUUGAUUUCCUUCUCCAGCAGUUGCUAGGAAGACUUUUUUUUCGUGUGGAGGAGCAAGAUGCUGUAGAUUUGCAAUUGUCUUUUAUGGAUUAUCAUAAUCUGGACCCAACUAACCUGUUGUUCUGGUUACAGGAGUCCCAUAUGAAAUGGAUGCAGGCAGCUUCCAAUGAAGUACAGGGCCAUAGUACAGAAUUGUCCUACGGCCAGUGUACAGCCUGACUCAACCUGCCAUUCUGUAUUUGAAUGUUGAUUUAGAGAUUUAUAAUUUGUAGCAGUGUCCUGCAGUGAUUUGUAUGAAUGGAAAUGUUCCAUUCUCUUUCCACUUCUAUCCCCACUGUGGUUAACAAGCAUUUUAAUUAUGAUAUUGUGACUGAAAGCAGUAGCCAAAACACUUCUGGGAAUGAAUCUGCCUUAUCCACCCUCAGCCUGCAGUUUUUCAGUUUUCAAUAUUGCUUCAUUUCAUUGCAGUGCCUCGCUAUUGGUUGAUUUCUACCUCUGUUAUAGAAACCCAUCACCUUACAAUCUUUCUGUACGGUCCCAAAGACACCAUUUGAGAGAGUCUACUGUAUUUGAUUUUAAAAAAAUCAUUUUCUUAAUGAGACUAAUAGUCUUGAAUAAAACUGAAUUUUGAA
Pristis pectinata (smalltooth sawfish) is the source of this 2581-nucleotide messenger RNA. Its product is annotated as diphosphoinositol polyphosphate phosphohydrolase 2-like. The transcript has 5 exons. Gene Ontology annotation, cellular component: nucleus; cytoplasm. The record is from RefSeq and is a predicted model, not a curated record. The coding region runs from base 240 to 785 and encodes 181 amino acids. Gene Ontology annotation, biological process: diadenosine pentaphosphate catabolic process; diadenosine hexaphosphate catabolic process; adenosine 5'-(hexahydrogen pentaphosphate) catabolic process. NCBI's taxonomy places the organism in Eukaryota, Metazoa, Chordata, Chondrichthyes, Rhinopristiformes, Pristidae. Gene Ontology annotation, molecular function: diphosphoinositol-polyphosphate diphosphatase activity; bis(5'-adenosyl)-hexaphosphatase activity; bis(5'-adenosyl)-pentaphosphatase activity.